UAUGCUGAACCUGUGCCACCUAUGUUGCUUUGCAUAUUUGAGCUGACAAACUUCUCUGAUCUGCACAAAUAUGCUGAUUCAGAUAACCUUUAUAUUAGAGGCUUUGUCGUUCACGCAUUCCCAGUAAAACAGGCAGAUCCAGAUUGUGCUUCUAGAGACAUUAUAAUAGUGAAUGAAGAGAAGAAACUCAUGCUUAUGACUCUCUGGAAUGAAUUUGAACAUGAUGAAGGGAGCAAAAUAGCAGACAUGAUUAGCACUGCCCCUCUAAUCAUAGUUCUCCGUGUUAAAGUGACCACAUUCAAUAUUUUGUCAUUCACUACAAGGUAUUCAUCUGGAAUUCUGAUUAGUCCUCCACUCCCAGAUGACCUCUUUUUCAAGCAAUAUGAUGCUAACUGUUUACUUUCUCCUCCAAAUGAAGAGGAUAUCAAAGCAAUCAGCACUUUUCAAGCAUCAUUUUCAAUUCAAAAGGCAGCUUGGGUGCAAGGAACUGUCAAACUUGCAUAUGGAUUCACCAAAUAUUGGACUACUACUUGUGUGAAUUGUCACAAAAUUGUGAAUGCUAACAUUGACUGGAUCAUUCAUUGUCCUUCAUGCAAACAGCAAAGUGAAGUUGAACUGAGGGCUCGCAUUCAAAUUAUAAUAACUGAUCCUUCGAGGUCAAUACAUUGCAUUAUAUCUGGAGAAGAUGCUGAAAAAAUGAUUGAGUUCACUCCACUACAACUUAAGCAAGCACAGGAAGAUGGCUUUGGAAUAGAUAUUGAACUUAAUGAUGCCUUGAAAAAAUACACAGUUGUUUGUUUUCUGAAAUCAUAUAAGACUCCCUUCCAAGGUCAACUGCAGAGAAAGAAUACUGUCAUCAAGGCUUACAUUGCAACUGAACUAUCGCACCAUCCCCUUCCACUGGCACUUCCAGAAAACACUCAAGUUUCUUCUGCACUUGGCAGUUCAUCAGCAAGGCAUCCAGAAAAAUCAUAAAAGGAUCAGAUGUUCACCCCAACGACAAAGUUGGUACUUGAAGAAAUUGCUGGAGCCAGUUCUUACAAAGAAGGGCAGACGUCUACAACCAGUGGAGCAAAAAAAAGUCUUGACUUUCCAGAAUAUUUACCAGCAGACACACUUCCUGAACAUGCAACAAAGAUUGCUGAACAGUUUGCCAAAGAACCUGCAAAAUCAUAUAGCCCUCCUGGCAAUAUGAAGGAUAGUCCAGCAAAGAAAGCUAAAGCAAAGGAAGACUGAUAUGGUCUAAUUCUAUACUUUUGUUAUCUUUUGUUCAUUGCCUUGAUGACUGUCUUGAUUGCUUAGACAAUAUCUUUUG
This is a messenger RNA of Coffea arabica (coffee), 1315 nucleotides long. Its product is annotated as RING-H2 finger protein ATL52-like. Gene Ontology annotation, molecular function: transferase activity. Gene Ontology annotation, biological process: protein ubiquitination. Lineage: Eukaryota; Viridiplantae; Streptophyta; Magnoliopsida; Gentianales; Rubiaceae. The record is from RefSeq and is a predicted model, not a curated record.